Molecule: messenger RNA, 285 nt
Organism: Linum tenue
Lineage: Eukaryota; Viridiplantae; Streptophyta; Magnoliopsida; Malpighiales; Linaceae
Source: the annotation of a GenBank genome assembly
AUGGUCGGCACCAGCGGCAUCGACCAUGCACUUCGUGCUGGUCCACAGGAUCGGGCACGGGAGCUGGUGCUGGUACAAAUUCCGGACCAUGCUGGAGUCCUCGGGACACGGGGUGUCGUGCGUCGGCCUCGUCAACGCUGGCGUAGACCGGACCGACGCCAACGCGCUAUAGUCGUUCGGGGAGUACAACAAGCCGCUGCUCGACCUGAUGGCGUGGUUGCCGGAAAACGAGCAGGUGACGAUAGAUACCAUCAUUAUUGUAUUGUUCUUACUUAUUUGAAUUAG